Messenger RNA from Hemicordylus capensis (graceful crag lizard), 2780 nucleotides. RefSeq names its product myosin light chain kinase 3 (gene MYLK3). NCBI's taxonomy places the organism in Eukaryota, Metazoa, Chordata, Lepidosauria, Squamata, Cordylidae. The record is from RefSeq and is a predicted model, not a curated record. Gene Ontology annotation, biological process: positive regulation of apoptotic process; protein phosphorylation; intracellular signal transduction. The transcript is spliced from 13 exons. Gene Ontology annotation, molecular function: ATP binding; protein serine/threonine kinase activity. Bases 61 to 2199 code for a protein of 712 amino acids. Gene Ontology annotation, cellular component: nucleus; cytoplasm.
UUCAGUCAAAGGCUGCAGGCAGCCCUGGUGGGUUUGACCCCGCAGGCCAAAGGCGGGGAUAUGGGAACACUCUAUCAGGGAUCUGCGUUGCAUAAGUCGCUUCGGCUGGAUAUGGGAGGAUCCUGUGUCUCUGAUUACAUAAAGACGUUUGUGACUAAAGAUAAACAAGAUGAAAAAGGUGCCAAAGGAAAGCAUUCACCUACCCAUAAAGGAAUCCAGACGGAAGGCAAGAAUUUCUUGGAAGAAAGCAAACGGGAGAAGAAAUUGGAUGAACGUGAAGGAACAUGUGAAAAGGUGAAUUUGGCUGGUACAGUCCUUUCCGAAGCUGACUCCGUUCCACAUGUGAAAGAGGGGAUGCCGCAGCUUGAAACCACAGAUGUUUUAGGACAGGCAAAUAGCCCCAAGGGAUGCCGACAGCAGAAGGAUGCUGGCAUUGGCAAUGUGAUACAGAACAAUGGCGUCUCCUUCAUAAGUAGCGGCAAUCCAGUGGGAAGGCAGAAUAUGGACAACAAAAGCCCAGACUUAGACGAACCUUUAAAAAAGCUUGUCAAUCAAAAACCAAAGGAAAGUGAAAGCAAAGCUUCCCGGUUCAGUCCUCCUGGCAAGGAAGUGGUGCCUUCCACCUCUAAGUCUGGUGGUGACGUUAUACGGACAAGGAUCUCAAUCAACUUUCAGAUGAGCGAUGCCCAGGAUCAGACUCUGAAGAGCAGAGGAGGGAAUUCUGGAGGCCACGGAGACCAAAGCCCUGGAGGAUCAGCUCCUCUCUCUCCUUCCCGGCUAGGCGAAGGAGCAAAAUGUUGGCCGGACUCUUGCAAAGCGAAGCAGCCCUCUAAGAGCAGUAGGACUGAUCAAGGGAAAAAGGGGGGGACUGUGUCCCAUAAGCAAGGUGAGCCGGUGCCUAAGCUCCUCCUUGAAAAGGCUGAAGAGAAAGGAGAGAGAAAAUGCAAAGUGGUAUUGGGCUUGGGCUCAGGUGCAAAAGACUCUGGGAAGGAACUGGCCGGCCCAGUGAAAAGCCCCAAGGAAACAGCAAAGGUAAUGAAAGACUCUAUGAAAGAUAGCAAAGUGGGGCCUGUGGAACUGGGCAGCACACCUGCAGGGAGGCAAGGGAACGGAUCCAGUCCAUGUGCAGGAAAACCAUCAGAAGAUGCUCUGCCGGUAGAAGCUGGUAAAGUGGAGGAGGUGAUUGUUGAUGAUAGCCCUCCUCCUCCUGCUCCAUUUGAACAUCGCAUUGUGAGCAUUAAACAAACCGAGUUAACCGCAUGCUACUCAGUAUGUCAUCACGAGGUCUUGGGAGGGGGGCGUUUCGGUCAAGUGCACAAGUGCACCGAAAAGUCAUCUGGACUCUGCCUGGCAGCCAAGAUCAUCAAAGUGAAAGUUGCAAAAGAACGGGAGGAAGUGAAGAAUGAAAUAAACAUCAUGAACCAACUAAACCACGUCAAUUUGAUCCAGCUUUACGAUGCUUUCGAAUGCAAGAACAACCUCACCUUAAUCAUGGAAUAUGUCGAUGGUGGCGAAUUGUUUGACCGGAUCACAGAUGAAAACUACAGCCUUACUGAAUUGGAUGCCAUCCUUUUUACCAAGCAAAUAUGUGAAGGAAUCCACUAUCUGCAUCAACAGUACAUCCUUCAUCUGGAUCUAAAGCCUGAGAAUAUACUGUGUGUGAAUCACUCUGGAAACCAGAUUAAAAUAAUUGAUUUUGGAUUAGCGAGGAGGUACAAGCCCCGAGAGAAACUGAAAGUGAACUUUGGCACGCCGGAAUUCUUGGCUCCCGAAGUGGUGAACUAUGACUUUGUCUCCUUCCCAACGGACAUGUGGAGUGCAGGCGUCAUCACAUACAUGCUGCUCAGCGGCUUAUCACCCUUCCUUGGAGAAACGGAUGCCGAAACCAUGAAUUAUAUUGUCAAUUGCAGCUGGGAUUUCAACGCAGAAGCAUUUGAGCAAGUCUCUGAAGAGGCAAAAGACUUUGUUUCCAGACUUCUCAUAAAAGAAAAGAGUGGCAGAUCAAGUGCGGCAAAUUGCCUUAAGCACGAAUGGCUGACUGACCUGCCCGCCAAGGCCAUGAGGUCGAAGCGCCGCUUGAAGUCUCAGCUGCUGCUCCAGAAGUACAUGGCGCAUCGGAAAUGGAAGAAGCAUUUCUAUGUGGUUGCUGCUGCUAACCGGUUGAAGAGGUUCACGAGCAUAUCCGAGAAUCCUGCAUAAUCAACUGAACGAUAGCCAAAAACAAAAAGGACUGGAUUUUAACUGUCAGCCCACUCCUCCCCACGUGAAAAUAAGUGUACUUUCCUCCUCUCCCUGUCACAUAGCCACAAGUAGACUUAGGUUUCUGCCUGACAGUCUAAUAGGAUAGAAUGAGACAGACUAAAUCGAUUCCGUUGCGUGAAAACUUAUCACAUGGAGGAAAAGAAAAGCUUGAAUUAUGCCUAAUAUAACUUCAUUUCUCUAAUUAUUAGUUAUUUUGUGAGUGGGACUGAUUUCCUUUCAGAAUUGAAUCCUGUUUUAGGAUCCUUGGGGUACAACUGGAAGGUCUACUUUGAGAGAGAAAACCAUCUCACUGCAUUUGUGCUCAAUAUUCUCCAAUUUCAUUAUGUGCUUCAAACCUAGCUCAGUGGACACAGCCAGACAGUGUCAAUACAACAAACCUUUACUAAACAUGUACAGUAUAUGCUCUUUCACUGCUAUGAGACACUAUUUCUUCUUAAUUUUGGGCACUGCUGUUUUCCCUUCAGCCUCACAGCUUUUAUGUGACAUUUGCAAAGAAUUAAAAAAUAUUUAUUGCUGUU